This is a messenger RNA of Iphiclides podalirius (scarce swallowtail), 954 nucleotides long. The record is from the annotation of a GenBank genome assembly. NCBI's taxonomy places the organism in Eukaryota, Metazoa, Arthropoda, Insecta, Lepidoptera, Papilionidae.
AUGUUUUCAAACAGUAUUCAUCGGAUAUUCCUGGCAGGAUUGGUCCUCCAGUGCGUUUUAUGCGAGAGUAGAAUACAUUUAUUCGUAUAUGCAGCACCAACGAAGAAGGAAGUGUUGAUAAAUUAUUAUGGUGUCGAUGAAAAAGUUGUGACCGCUUUAGAGGAGAAACUUUUCAAUAUAACGGACAGCAACUUGAGAAAAGGUGUCCUAAUAGAGCUCGGCAAAGAACCCGACGACAUAUUCUUGAAGGAUCCCACAAAAUACGGCGAUUUACACUAUAAAUAUAACUGGAUGCCAGUUAAGAGGAGUCUUCGAGUUAAAAGUGCGGAGGUGGUGGAUGUGAUAAGCGAUAAGGUUGUCGUCAAAUCAAUCGAGCACAUUAAUAACUCGACGAGAACUAUCAAAUCGCGAGCCAUAAUAUCUGAAAUGGUUGAGAGUACGAUCUCCUCUUUUUGGUCGGUAGACGGUUUACCAGAAGACGAGGUUUACUUCGACAUCGACUACAGCUUCAAUGGUAGAGCGGUGAAGUACCAUAAUCGAUGGAGACACGACAAUUUCCAGAGUGCGUCCCUGCCGUUUGGAGUCACAAAAAACGGCUACAUAAUUAUCAAUCCCUCUCAAAGGGUUGUCAGCAGGCUCAAGGGAACGAAGACGAUACUCCUGAUCAAAAUACGUUAUGCGGCAAGCCUGGUUGGCAAUAUUGUAUUGAACUACGCCCAUGUGUACGGGAAAUACCAUUUCUGGGCACCGAAAGUGAGUGACAUAAUGAAAGCCGCUGGGCUCACUAACGAAAUAGUCACAACGGAGCUGAUAGAAGUACGCUGCUACACGAAUCCUGAGCUAGAAAUAUUCGAUGGUGUCACUAAGGAGACUGUGACCGUAGUAACGCCGCCAACGCCGUUCAAAGUGAGACCAAAAUCUAGACAUUCCGUGAGGAGAAAGUUUCAAAUCCAC